Molecule: messenger RNA, 2923 nt
Organism: Lepus europaeus (European hare)
Lineage: Eukaryota; Metazoa; Chordata; Mammalia; Lagomorpha; Leporidae
Gene: GIMAP6
Product: GTPase, IMAP family member 6
Exons: 4
Coding region: 128-1147 (339 amino acids)
Cellular component (GO): cytosol
Molecular function (GO): GTP binding
Source: RefSeq, a predicted model, not a curated record
CAUCAGGAAUGACCUGCUCACCCAUCGCACAGCAAGACUGAUUCACCUCUCGGAGAUCUGCACUGACACCACUGGUCUGGCCGGGCUCUCAGAACGUGUUUUGCUGAAAACAUAAGCAAAUGUUGGAAUGUUCUCCGUAUAUUCAUACACCUUGGAUGCUUUCCUCUGGCUCCUGCGUUCAUUCUUCCAACAAGAUGAUCACAUAUCAGCCCCAAAGGGAGAGGUGGAGAAGUCACAGGAGUGUGUAGCCAAGGGGAGUGGCUGGCUGGUGGAGGAAAAUGAAUAUGAAGUGGUUUCUCUGGAGGAUCUGCCAGGGGAGCUGCCCCAGGAUACCACAGGGAGGCUGUCAAGAGGUCUGAGGAAGAAAGAACAGACCCCAAAGAGAUUGAGACUCAUUCUGGUGGGGAAAACAGGAAAUGGGAAAAGUGCAACAGGAAACAGCAUCCUUGGCAAAAAAGUAUUUGAAUCUAAACUCAGUACUAGAUCAGUGACCAAGACCUUCCAGAGAGACAUCCGAGAGUGGGCUGGGAGGGAACUCGAGGUGAUUGACACCCCUGACAUCUUGUCCUCUCUGUUCCAUCGGGAUGUGGAAGCCCGGGAGAUCUGUCAAGCCAUCACCUUCUCCUCGCCAGGGCCUCACGCUGUACUCCUGGUGACACAGCUGGGCCGAUUCACAGAGGAGGAUAAGCAGGCAGUCAGGCGUCUCCAGGAGAUCUUUGGAGUGGGGAUCCUGGCACACACCAUCCUAGUGUUCACCCGGAAGGAAGACCUCGCAGGCCGCUCCUUGGAAGAGUACCUGCACGAGACUGACAACCAGGACCUUGCCAAGCUGGAUGUGCUGUGUGAACGGCGCCACUGUGGCUUCAGCAACAGAGGGGAGAGGGCUGAGCAGGAGGCCCAGCUGCAGGAGCUCAUGGAGAAAGUCGAAGGAAUCCUGUGGGAAACAGAAGGCCACCACUUUAGCAACAGGGCUUACCAAUACUCCCAGCAGUGCCUUCUGCUCAAAGGGGAGCAGGAAACUGGAAUGACCCAGGGGCAGGGCUCUGAGGAAGUGUUCGUCGAGGAGUCCUGCUUGGCAGGGCUGCCCCAAGUCCUAAAGGAGUCUGAGAAAACCCAUAAAUACCUCCUGGGGAGGGUACCCUUUUGAACCCAUGCUGGCUAUGACGAAGGGCCUUCCUCAGCCCUGUAUCCAGCCCCCAUUUCUGGCUCUCUCCAUCCCACAUAGCACUGCUCAGUCCCCAGGUCAGAGUGUCUGGUAUGGUCAGAGGGGUGAUGAUCUCUGUCUGUGUGCCCUGCUCAUAUCCCAGGCCCUUGGUUCCUGCUUCCAGAACACCUGGGCCCUUCCUCUGUACCCAACAGCAUGCUAUGCUGUCCUCAUGCAGGACCUCCCAUCCCAAUGGCACUACUUUUUUUGAGGGCUUGUCUGUACCUUGAUAGAGCCAAAGCUUGUUGAGGUCAGACCCACGCCUCCUUCUUCCACGUCACUCCCACAGCUGCCUGGAUAGAAGCUGUGAUCGCUAAGUCAGUGUUAUUGCAGCAACUGAGUGUGAGCUGUUGACCAGAUGACUGCAUGUGUUCUGGGCUGUGGCCUUGCCUGUUAAGGCAGCAGGUGCAAGGGCUGUUAAGGUGCCUGACUUGUGAUGGACAGAACACAGCAGAGGCUCUGAGAUGUGAGCAGGGAGGGAUACUCGGAACAGGGGAGAAGGUGGAAGGAGCAGCCCAUUUUUCACUCUUGAAUCUCAACAAUUUGUUCUUUAGAAGCUGUCUAGUGGGAGCAGUGAGUGAGAUCUGGAGUGAGAUAUCUAAGAAGCCAGGCUCUGGUGAAGAAGGGAGAUCUUAGCCCUGGCUGCAGGACAUGGAGUGUCCUUGAGGUGCCAGGUAAACUUGGGGAGGGGUCAGCACCCCUCCCCCAAAAGGAAGACUUAGAUGAGAGCAGGUCUAUAUCUUGGAUGCUCCCCCAUUUUCCUUGGGUGCCAUGACCGUCUCAUUAGAUCUGCCUUAAGGUGUUGGAAAGCAAAGUCUGUUUUCACCGUGUCUCGCCCUUUGCUAUAACGCCUACCUUCAUCCUUGAUCAUCUGGAGACUGUAGAUGGGAAGAGUAUCUGUGUGUGUAAAUGGAAUUAUCAGCAAGAUGGUUGUGGAGGAUUGAAGGGGGAGGGAUUAGGGAGGAAUGGGGACCUGCAAAGUGUCAGUUGUGUGACUUGAGCAUCUUGUGGGGCAGCCUGCCUGGUUGAGGUGAGAACUCUGCACACCACGGGAGCGUCUUCUUGUACGACCACUCCUACAGACAGGGUUUCUAUGCAGUGACACAAGAUAGGAUGAGAAGGGGGCCGAAGGUUGGCCUGGCCUGGCCUCACAUGGGAAGCCAUCUGACCAUGUCAACAUGUUCCUGUGUUCCACUUCCCCUUCUUUGGGGUUCAAGAAUCCCCUGAGAAGUUUGGCUGGUGUAUGGGAACAGACAGGGACUUCCAGAGAGAAGUCACAAGUGGAGAUGGUGGUGACAGGACUUGUGGACAGUCAGAAAACUGGCAGACACAGCCCGAGUUCUACUGACCAGAGAUUCUAUACCAUUAGACACCCCUGCAUUGUGUUUUUCGUGCUGAAACUACGGCACCCACCUUCCCCAUAUGUAGAAGGCUCCGAAGACAGCCAAAACAUCUCUUCUGCUGAAAGAUUCAGAAAAUUGUCCUAUAGAAGAACAGUUUCCAUCUAUGGGCAUUUUACAUGUGUUGAAAUAUUAAAGUGCCUUAAACAUAGACAAUUAUUGAUAAUUUACUUUUUAAAAAAAAAUGAAGGGAGACUUAUGUUGGUGUGUGGAAGAACCAUUUAUUAAACUAAUGAUUCAUUUUCCCCUGAACUGAGAAUGCAAGAUUUACCACUUAUUCAAUUCUGAUAUUCCCUACUGUUUAUAUCAGAAUUUUCAU